This is a messenger RNA of Sphenostylis stenocarpa, 294 nucleotides long. Lineage: Eukaryota; Viridiplantae; Streptophyta; Magnoliopsida; Fabales; Fabaceae. The record is from the annotation of a GenBank genome assembly.
AUGGCUAGGUGGUGGUGCAUCUUAGUUCUUCUUGCUCUUGCCGUCGCUGCUGCAAGUGCCAGAACCAUUCCCAGUGACGCUGCUGCGUUUGGGGACCAGAAGAACUUCCUCGGCUACGGGUUUUCAGGAGUAGGCAACAAUGGGCUUCCCUUUGGAGGACUGGGCUCUGGCUUUGACGGUAGCAUGGGUGGGCCUUCUGGGCUCGGUGGGUUUGGAGGAUUCGGCGGGCCUGGUGGGCUUGGCGGUCUUGGAGGCCCUAGUAACAAUGGAAGCCCCAGCAUUCCUCUCCCUUGA